Messenger RNA from Ctenocephalides felis (cat flea), 1444 nucleotides. Its product is annotated as L-asparaginase-like. Lineage: Eukaryota; Metazoa; Arthropoda; Insecta; Siphonaptera; Pulicidae. The transcript is spliced from 2 exons. The coding region runs from base 83 to 1444 and encodes 453 amino acids. The record is from RefSeq and is a predicted model, not a curated record. Gene Ontology annotation, molecular function: protein binding; asparaginase activity.
ACCUGUCAUCUUGACUGGUGCACAGAUUCCAAUUUUCGAAACUAGAUCCGAUGGUCGUGACAAUUUCUUAUCAGCCUUGAUAAUGGCUGGGGGUGGAUACAAUAUUGCAGAAGUUUGCGUAUUCUUCGGUCACAAGUUAUACAGAGGUAACCGAACUGUAAAAACGAGUUGUGAUGCUUUGCAAGCAUUUACGAGUCCGAAUUAUCCGCCACUAGCUGUUAUGUCGAUAACGGUUGAAAUUGAUAGAGCCGCACUUAUACGACCCAAAGAAAUUGAAAGAUUGUCAGUUCACACUGAUUUAAACCCAAAUGUAGGUCUUUUACGUAUUUUUCCUGGUAUGUCAGGUGAUACAAUACGAUCUUUUUUGAGGCCACCUGUAGAAGGAAUAGUUCUGCAAACUUUUGGCGCAGGUAAUAUACCUUGCAGCAGAAGUGAAUUAACAGCAGCCCUCACAGAAGCCUCUGAACGAGGUGUAAUAAUUGUCAACAUAACCCAGUGCGCCAAAGGCUCGGUUAGUGAGGUGUAUGAAACUGGACGAGUGUUACGUGAUUGUGGAGUUAUUUCCGGGGUAGAUAUGACCCCGGAAGCUGCCCUAUGCAAACUUUCGUAUGUCCUGUCUAAACCCGAGUGGGACCUUCCUACGCGGCGUUUCAUGAUGCGCACUAGCUUAAGGGGAGAACUGACCGAUGUCACCACGGAAGAUACAGAAGAUUUGAUAGAAGCAGUAGCAAGAUGUUUGAAAGUAACUUCAAAAAUGCAAAAGAAAAACUUGAAUAACAUUUUAUACCCAUCAAUGCUAAAUAAUGCUGUAUUAGCAGAUGACAUAGAACGAUUAGAAGAGUUGCAUAAACAAGGCGCAGAUUUUACAGCUGUUGAUACAGAGGCACGAACAAGUUUGCACGUUGCUUGUGCUAAUGUGGACGUAUCAAUUGAAGUUGUUAAGUGUUUGCUAAAGCUCGGCGCCAACGUACAUGCAAGAGAUGUUCGUGGUAGAACACCAUUAAGAGAUGCAAUAGAUCAAGACAGACACGAGGUAAUAAGAGUUUUAAGAAAAGCUGGAGCCCAUCUGGUUUCUUCUUGCGGCAAUGAUUUGGUCCAGGCCGCUGAGAAAGGAUUACUUGUCAGGUUGGAAGGCUAUAGAUUAGCAGGAGCUGACUUAUCCCAAUCUGAUGCUAGCGGAAGAACGGCAGCUCAUGCAGCUGCAUUGCACGGAAGACGUGAUGUCAUCGAAUACCUCCUGCGUCACGGUGUAUCGACCGAGGUUAAGGAUAUGCUAGGAUUGACUCCGAACGAUUACUCGAAAUUGAUCGAGAAAAAGACAUUAGAUAGCACAUCUUUGAAAACAAACGGAGAUUACAGAAAUGGAGAACAUACGAACGGAAAUUAUACCAAUGGAUCACAUAAAAAUGGAAUACAUAAUAUUAUCAAAACGAAUGGAUUAUGA